Messenger RNA from Cyprinodon tularosa, 2451 nucleotides. Its product is annotated as prolyl 4-hydroxylase subunit alpha-1-like. The transcript has 14 exons. NCBI's taxonomy places the organism in Eukaryota, Metazoa, Chordata, Actinopteri, Cyprinodontiformes, Cyprinodontidae. Gene Ontology annotation, biological process: peptidyl-proline hydroxylation to 4-hydroxy-L-proline. Gene Ontology annotation, cellular component: endoplasmic reticulum. The record is from RefSeq and is a predicted model, not a curated record. The coding region runs from base 29 to 1639 and encodes 536 amino acids. Gene Ontology annotation, molecular function: iron ion binding; L-ascorbic acid binding; procollagen-proline 4-dioxygenase activity.
CUUCUGCUUGUUUCUGUCUGCAGCCGACAUGAAGCUCUACCACCGCUGCUUGGUCCUCCUGCUCCUCUUCGCCUCCGUCUCGGCUCACAGGGACUUCUUCACCUCCAUCGGUCACAUGACGGACCUGCUGUUCAUGGAGAAGGACCUGGUUUCCUCUCUGAAGGACUACAUCAGAGCAGAGGAGGACAAACUGCAGCGAAUCAAACGGUGGGCGGACAGACUGGACGCCCUGUCAGCUGCUGGCUCUCAGGAUCCUGAAGGUUUCCUGGGUCACCCGGUGAACGCCUUCCAGCUGAUAAAGAGGCUGAACACGGAGUGGGCGGAGCUAGAGAGCCUGGUACUGACUGACGUGUCCGACGCGUUCGUCUCCAACCUCACCAUCCAGAGGCAGCACUUCCCAGGCGAUGACGACCAGACGGGAGCAGCCAAAGCUCUGAUGAGGCUGCAGGACACCUACCAGCUGGAGACGGAGGCCAUCUCCAGCGGGCGGCUGCUCGGCUCUGAGGCGCUGCUGAGCAGCAGGCUGACCGUAGAGGACUGCUUUGACCUGGGGAGGGUGGCGUACGCCGAGGUGGAUUAUUACCACACGGAGCUGUGGAUGGCGCAGGCCUUAAAGCAGCUGGACCGAGGGGAGCGGUCCGGCACCGUGGACGCCGUCGCCAUUCUGGACUACCUCAGCUACUCCGUCUACCAGCAGGGGGAGCUGGAGAGAGCGCUCGACUUCACUAAGAGGCUGCUAGAGCUGGAUCCAUCCCACCAGCGGGCCAAUGGCAACCUGAAGUACUUUGAGUACCAGCUGUCCAAACAGAGGAAGAUGGAGGAUGAUGAUGAGGAGCAGCGGAGGUUAAAGAAGGAGAACCGGGGUCGCCGUGACGACUACCUGCCUGAGAGGAAUCAUUACGAGAAGCUGUGCCGCGGCGAAGGCGUCCUGAUGACUCCUCGCAGGCAGAGCCGCCUCUUCUGCCGUUACUAUGACAACGGACGGCACCCCAAGUUGGUGAUCGGACCGGUGAAGCAGGAGGACGAGUGGGACAGCCCGCACAUCGUCCGUUACCAUGACAUCGUGUCACGCAGAGACAUGGAGAAGGUGAAGGAGCUGGCCAAACCCAGGCUCCAUCGAGCCACCAUCUCCAACCCGGUCACCGGCGUCCUGGAGACGGCCCACUACCGCAUCAGUAAGAGCGCCUGGCUGGGAGCCUUCGAGCAUCCUGUGGUGGAGAAGAUCAACCAGCGGAUCGAGGCCGUCACGGGGCUGGAUGUCAGCACGGCGGAGGACCUGCAGGUGGCGAACUACGGCGUAGGAGGACAGUAUGAGCCUCACUUUGACUUUGGACGGAAAGAUGAGCCGGAUGCGUUUGAGGAGCUGGGAACCGGGAACCGGAUCGCCACCUGGCUGCUCUACAUGAGCGACGUACAGGCAGGGGGCGCCACAGUCUUCACGGACAUUGGUGCUGCCGUCCAACCGAAAGAGGGCUCAGCCGUGUUCUGGUUUAACCUGCAUCCCAGUGGAGAGGGCGACUAUCGGACCCGACACGCUGCCUGCCCGGUGCUGCUGGGAAACAAAUGGGUUUCCAACAAAUGGAUCCAUGAACGGGGCCAGGAGUUCAGGAGGCGCUGCGGCCUUCGCUGGAUCGACUGACACUCCAUCCUCUCAAACCUUCUCCUCAUCUGGGCUGAGAGCUCAUCUGUGUGUGUGUGUGUGUGUGUGUGUCAGAACUUCCUGCCUCAGAGCAGCUAAAACAUCAGCUGGGGAUUGAAAUUCCCAUGAUGCAAAGUGCCAAUUAGAUUAAGCUCCACCCACUCCUCUGCAAAGAUGUUUACACUCCAGAACGAAUCUACAAACUACUGAUUAGACUCGCAGGAGGAGGCCGUUAGCAGCCGGAUCGAUCUGGAUUUUAACAGAUUAGAGAUGAUUUUCGAUAAGAUUAAAAAUGAGGAAACGUCCUUUGGAUGCUGGGGGGUGACCAGCUGCCCCUCCCCCUCAUCAUGGUGGCAGAGAUGCACACAGGAAGGGGACGUCUCACUCUACCAACUCCAGGUUCAUCAAUAUCGAUCAGUGAUCAUGUGCUUCGGCUCAGACCGCCUCUGGUUCUGCUGCCGAUUAGAACCGGGUCGAUAAGUUGGAAUCAGUUUCAGGAAACAUCAGGAUCAUUUAGAGCCAUUCUGUUUGGUUGGUUGUUUUUUUGGGUUAAUUCUUUGGUUUUAACUCAGUUCUUAUUGAAGCUGCAGGGAAAACAAAGGUUCUGCAGAGCUGGUCUGGUCCGUCUCAGAAACUGUUGAAUCAUGGCGUUCACAUUCUAGAUCUGCAACUCUUAUUCUUUUGAAACAAUAGAGGUCAAAGCUGCACUUUAUUAAAGGAAAAGUUCGGUCAGCGAGGAAUAAUCAAUGGAUCAUUAUUUAUACCUAAAACUAAUAAGUUCAUGGUGAUUUAAUUGUUUUAGCGUUAAACAG